Molecule: messenger RNA, 2702 nt
Organism: Cuscuta campestris
Lineage: Eukaryota; Viridiplantae; Streptophyta; Magnoliopsida; Solanales; Convolvulaceae
Source: the annotation of a GenBank genome assembly
CCGUGUCUAGAUUUGGUUGAAGGUGUUUUUGACCAAUUUAUAUACUUCCGCAAACUGAAAACCCUGCAAAAAUGGGCCCCGAUAAAGGAGAGAUAGAGAGACGGAGGCAGAGAUGGAGACGGAGGCAAUGAAGGAAAUCUACAAUUUGCGUUCCAGGGUGGUUUCCAUCGCCAAACACACUAAAUGUUCCCCGGUUUCCGAAAUUCAAAAGGAGACAGCUAAAGGCAAAAAACCUGGCAAUGAUGAAGUUUCCAAACAAUCCAAAGAUCAAGAGGUGGAGACAGCUAUAGCCAAAAACCCUGAAGAUGAACCCGAACUUGAUUGUCGUGGACCUCCUCCUAUGACGGGUCGACGUCUUAGGUCCUUUCUGUAUAAAAAGCAGCGCGAAAAACUUGAACUUUCAACAAAAGCCUUGUAUUGGUACAAUAGGGACUGCCGACGGCGUGGGCUUCCCACAUACAAGCUUGUGGAGACAUUGGGAUUGGAAGGCUGCGUUCUUAAACGCGGCCUUACGCGCCAUUUCAACUUCAACGCCCGACUGAAAGAUGAUCCUUGUGCUCCUCUAGAGCUCUUUUUUGGUGAAAGGGUGAGCUCUUUUUUGGUGAAAGGGUGGUCAGUUGGGAGGGAUUGUUGGAAACGCGUUGCUACAAGAUGGGGACCGAGUCUCCUGAACCUGCUGAUGUUGGACGUAAAGCCUGCAAACUUUGCCGGGAGAUUUGUCACCCAAGGGGCGAGAAAUAUUAUGGAUCCGUUGUUGGUUGACCACCUACUGACGUUCAAAAAAAGUGAAACUGUUACGAGUACUCCAUUGGGGGAUGACGGAGCAGUAGAGAAUGAAUGUGGGGAACCAACACGGGACAGUGACGAUGGGCAGCCGGGGGACGCAGGGAGUCCGAACCCUCUCACGGACCAUCUGACAGCAAUUGAAGCUCGCUUCAAGGAGUUGCAUGACUCUUUGCGGGAGACGGUGACUCAACUGCAGCGUGACUUUGAGACGAGAUUGACCCUUCAAUCCUCCAAACUCGAUGCUCAAUAUAAUCGGGUCGAGGCUCUGCUCAUCGCCGGGCGCACCAGCAACCAACACCGCGGCCACGGCGACAAAAAUUUGGGUGGUGAGUUCCACGUCGACCGGGGUGGUUCCUCAUAUACACCCAAACCUAAGCUCGAGUCCCCGAAGUGUGACGGUUCGGAACCGCUGCGUUGGCUGUAUAAGGCCUUAUAUGGCCGUGCACCGCCUUCAAUUCUGCCAUAUUCUAGCGGGGAGUGUGCGGUUCCGGCUGUUGAUGAACUCCUAACCGAACGGACAGCGCUGUUACACCGGCUGUGGGAGAACCUUCAGGCUGCACAAGCACGUAUGCAAGCAGCGGCCAACCCCCACCGUCGGGACGUUCAAUUUCACGUCGGGGACUGGGUUUUGUUGAAAUUGCAGCCCUACAGACAGCAUUCAGUGGUACGCCGGGGUUCCCAAAAGCUUGCACGCAGAUUUUACGGGCCGUACCAGAUUCUUGAACGCAUUGGGUCAGUCGCCUACCGGUUAGACCUGCCCGCCAAUUCCAAAAUCCACCCGGUAUUCCAUGUCUCACUCCUCCGCCCCUAUCGCGGAGAUUCGCCUACAGUAACACCCCUUCCGCUGCCGGUGGAUUUGGUGGAUGGUCGGCCCCCGUCUCGACCACUCAAAGCACAUGCAUGGCAGACCACCCUGGUUAAUGGAGUCCCAGAGCAGCAGGUACUGGUUGAGUGGACGGAUGGUGGCUUGCAUGACGCUACUUGGGAGCCGGUGGAUGCUCUUCGACGGCAUUAUCCUGAUAUGCACCUUGAGGACAAGGUGCCUUUUGAACAAGGGGGGAAUGUUACGAGUACUCCACUGGGGGAUGACGGAGCAGUAGAGAAUGAAUGUGGGGAACCAACACGGGACAGUGACGAUGGGCAGCCGGGGGACGCAGGGAGUCCGAAAGGGCCAUGGACUGCCGAAGAGGACAAGAAGCUCAUGAUCUUCAUCCUCAACAAUGGCCAAUGCUGCUGGAGGGCUGUCCCUAAACUUGCAGGGCUGUUGCGGUGUGGGAAGAGCUGCAGGUUGAGAUGGAUAAAUUACCUAAGACCAGACUUGAAGAGGGGCCUGCUCUCAGAGUCUGAGGAAAAGAUGGUCAUUGAUCUCCAUGCUCAGCUUGGAAACAAAUGGUCAAAGAUAGCCUCUCAUUUGCCAGGGAGAACAGACAAUGAAAUCAAGAACCUCUGGAACACCCACAUCAAGAAAAAGCUCAGGAAAAUGGGGGAUGAUCCCAUCACCCACAAGCCACUCGUCCCUCCCAGGGACGAUGACGAGGAAAAAGAAAAAGAAAAGGAAAAAGAAAAUCAGAAAACAGAACCACCCGGAAACCGGUCAAACGACGGGUCAACCAUCCAGAAUUCGAUUGCUUCAACCCCAUCGUCCUCCGCGUCCUACGACGGGUUCAUCUCAUCUAACCUUAAUAACCACACCAGCAGCAUAAACAAUGUGUUUGAUGACUGGGAAUGUGACAGCAGCAUCUUCAACAACAUGGGAUUCUGGGAAGAAGAUGACUUCCUCAACACUACUACUUUGGAUUCACUGUUCAACAACAACAAUGACACUAAUACCCCUUUAAUCAUAACAGAUGAAGAAUCAUGGAAGCUUGAGCAACUCUUGUAGAUCAUGGAGGAAAUUAUAAAGCUCUGUUGGGUUC